AUGGUUGUUGCUUUUGAUCCACUGAUACUGAUUCCUGGCUUGAUUGAUGUCCAGGCAAUUAUUGUAUUUGUAAUCAGCAUACAUGCCUACACUUAUGAAAAAAGUGAAAUGGAGGAGAUCUCAUUGGUUGCUCUCUCUGGAUGUAUUUGGUUGCAGGCUUUUGUUUUGAUAUUAGAAAGAAACUCUUUUACAAUACUACAACAUCUUGCUAUAUGGGGAAAUUUGAUUGGCUUUUAUAUCAUCAACUGGAUCUCCAGCGCCAUCCCAUCAUCAGGGAUGUAUACAAUUAUGUUUCGCUUGUGUAGACAACCGUCUUAUUGGAUAACUUUGUUUCUCAUAGUUGCAGCAGGGAUGGGUCCGAUUCUGGAUAUAAAGUUCUUCCGGUACACGUACAGACCAAGUAAAAUCAAUAUGCUUCAGCAGGCUGAACAUUUGGGUGGACCUAUUCUGUCACUAGGCAACAUUGAGCCCCAAGCAAGAUCAAUAGAGAAAGAUGUUACUCCUUUGUCCAUAACUCAACCCAAGAACAGAAAUCCAGUUUAUGAACCCCUAUUAUCAGAUUCACCGAAUGCUACUCGAAGAUCUUUCAGAGCCAUUCCACCUUUUGAUUUUUUUCAGUCACAGUCUCGAUUGUCCUCUUCCAACUACUCAAGAAAUUGCAAGGACAACUGAGCUACAAAAUAACAGAUAUUAGGUGCAAAAAUUGAACCUUACCACCACUUUGCUUCU
Molecule: messenger RNA, 729 nt
Organism: Humulus lupulus (European hop)
Lineage: Eukaryota; Viridiplantae; Streptophyta; Magnoliopsida; Rosales; Cannabaceae
Product: phospholipid-transporting ATPase 2-like
Exons: 3
Coding region: 1-672 (223 amino acids)
Biological process (GO): phospholipid translocation
Cellular component (GO): plasma membrane
Molecular function (GO): ATPase-coupled intramembrane lipid carrier activity
Source: RefSeq, a predicted model, not a curated record